This is a messenger RNA of Anneissia japonica, 4232 nucleotides long. RefSeq names its product xylulose kinase-like. The record is from RefSeq and is a predicted model, not a curated record. Gene Ontology annotation, cellular component: cytosol. NCBI's taxonomy places the organism in Eukaryota, Metazoa, Echinodermata, Crinoidea, Comatulida, Comatulidae. The transcript has 16 exons. Gene Ontology annotation, biological process: xylulose metabolic process; D-xylose metabolic process. Bases 13 to 1680 code for a protein of 555 amino acids. Gene Ontology annotation, molecular function: D-xylulokinase activity.
GGAAACAAGGCGAUGAUGUACAUUGUUGAAUGGGGAGUUCAGGAGGCAAUCGUUGUGGAUGUUAUGGUUACCCGUACCCAAAAGAUAUUUGUACCUGUACGAUCUCGUGCGGUCUGUAAGAUUGUCGUCGCCGAUAAUAAGAUUAAGGUAGUAGCUAUCGAUGCAAGUCUGAAAGUGGUUCAUGAGUCUGCUGUUCAGUUUGAUAAAGAUUUACCAGAAUUCAGAACAGAAAGUGGUGUACACAUUCAUGAUGACCAGUUGACCAUUACUUCACCCACUAUUAUGUGGGUCAAGGCUUUGGACCUUUUAUUGACCAGGAUGAAGGAGUCUGGGUUCAACUUUUCUGCUGUGGUAGCUUUAUCAGGAGCUGGACAACAGCAUGGCAGCAUCUUCUGGAAGGAUGGCUCCGAAAAAGUAUUAGACAAUCUGCAGUCAGAUUGUCCAUUACAAGUGCAACUGAAGAAUUGCUUCAGCAUACCUGAUUCUCCAAUAUGGAUGGACUCCAGUACCACAGAGCAGUGCCAAAACCUAGAAAUGAUGAUGGGAGGCCCUCAACAACUUACUGAUAUCACAGGGUCAAGGGCAUAUGAGAGAUUCACUGGUAACCAAAUUGCAAAGAUUUUCCAAACAAGACCUGCUGACUAUGAACGAACAGAGCGUAUUUCUCUUGUCAGCAGCUUUGGUGCAUCUCUUUUCCGUGGAGCUUAUGUGCCCAUUGAUAUCAGUGAUGGAUCCGGUAUGAACCUGAUGGAUAUCCGAACUCACCAAUGGUGUCAGCAAGCUUUAGAUGCUUGUGCCCCAAACCUGGAUAAGAAGCUUGGACAUCUUGUUCCAUCAUAUCAUAAUGCAGGAUCAAUUGCCUCAUAUUUUGUGGAUCGCUAUGGAUUUUCUCCUGAAUGUAAUGUCAUCACAUUUACUGGUGACAAUCCUGCAUCUAUGGCUGGAAUGCGUUUACAAAAAGGUGAUGUCGCUGUUAGCCUGGGUACCAGUGACACACUGUUCCUGUGGCUAGAGAUGCCUCAACCAGCCCUUGAAGGACACAUCUUUGCCAAUCCUGUUGAUGCCUCAGCUUACAUGGCUUUACUCUGUUUUAAAAAUGGUUCCCUAACUCGUGAAAGGAUUCGCAAUUUAAUGGCUGAUGGAUCAUGGGAUGUGUUUAGCCACUGUUUGGAGACAACUUAUCCUGGUAAUGAUGGAAAUAUUGGGAUUUUCUUUGAUGUUCAAGAAAUAACACCAUCAGCUGUAGGCAUACACAGGUGGAAUGCCAAUGGAGAGAGUGUGUCUUCCUUCACCCCAGGUGCUGAAAUAAGAGCUGUGAUUGAGGGCCAGUUUCUUGCAAAGAGAUUACAUGCAGAAAAUCUAGGGUACCAUAUCGGUUCUGAUUCCAGAGUGUUAGCCACAGGUGGAGCCUCUUGCAAUAAAUCUAUUUUACAAGUUCUGUCUGACAUUUUCAAUGCACCUGUGUACAUACUUGACACUACAAACUCUGCUUGCCUAGGUUCAGCUUACAGAGCCAAACAUGUCUCCAAAGGUUGUGAAGGCGGCGACAAAGUUGCAUUCUCUGAAAUUGUCAAGUCAGCCCCAGCUUAUCAGCUAGCAGCCUCCCCAAGGCUGGAAGCCCAUAAGAUUUAUACCAAAAUGCUUGAAAGAUAUAAAGAGCUUGAGCUGCAAAUAGUGUGAAGAAGCUCCCAAGAAAGUAGUUUGGAUGCAGAACUUGAAGUAGGCACAUUGUGACCAACCACAAAAUGAUAAAUGUUGUAUUGAGAGUGAGAUAUUAUGAACCAGAAUGUGUAAUAUGAAAUAUGAACCUCAGUAUAAACAGGAUUUUGUCAUUUUAAUGCUUCAAUUCUAUUUUAUAUAUAUAGUAAAUAGUGUCACAAGUAUUCUGAUAAAUACAGGCACAUUCCUAUGAACGAGCCUCCAUUUAGCAUGGUCUUGUGCAUUUUAUUUAGUAUAAAUACCAUUUCUAUGCCACCCAAAAAAAUCUUCUAACUUUGUUCCAAAGGCUUUUUUUUUUAAAUUGCAUCUUCAUCUGGUAGGAACAAACCAUUUUUCCCUUCUAAAUUCUAUCUUCAUAAAUUACUUGCAAUAGACAAUUGCAGAGUAUCAAUCAAACUUAACUACUCGACCAAUCAUAACAGGACAUUUUGUGGGACCUUAGCAACUACUGUACAAGGGGCGGAGCUUAGCUGAAAGGUCCCUUGCAUUUUGAUUGGUCUCUGUUGCAUCAAUUCUCAUUUUGUGGUGGAGGUUGCAUUUAUAGUACACACAAGUAUUAAGGUAUCUUUCAAAGUCAAUUAAUUUAAAUGGUUUUAUUAUAUAUUUUGCUAUUCCAAAGCUUCUGAUUGUUGAACAUGGCUUAUUAAUCAUUCUACUUAAUGUUCGUCCACAAUUGUUUUUAUAUUGUAUUCUUAUCUAGAAAUUUGCUCAAGUAUUCACAAACAUUGAUGUUUUGAAAAUAGUUUCAACGACAUAAUCUAAAGUAGAAAUAUUUCAAUGUAUGCCAAAAUAGAUUUAUAAUUUGUCCUUUAUAAAAUUACAUGCAAGUAGAGUGUAGGCUAAACAUAUAUGCAUCACAAAAUAACAAAUGAUAAACUAGUUAAUAAAUAUGAAAUGAAAUUUUAAUUUUAAAGCUUGAGACUGAAUACCAUUGAAACAUUCCGCAAGGUUUGUUUGCAGCUGAUCACAUGACGUACAGUGGAUAUAGAUGGAGAACUUUGCAAUGCGAUCAGUGUGAAAGUAUAGGGAAUAGUAAUGUUAUGGUUGAGAAAGCACCGUUAACCUCAGAAAUAAAUGGCAAGGAAAGGCAAUACAAUUGUUUAAAAUAGUGUUACUUAUUCUAGUGUUCUUUCUGCUUUUUGUGCUUUGAAAUUCAAAAACCUUUGCUAGAAAUCGUAGCGUUCAAAAUCGCAUUUUCCUAUUUACCGAGUAUCACUGGUGCUGCUGUUUACAAUUCAUAACUACUAAACGUCAUGUGACCAACCUAGCAGUCUAUUACAUUACAUUAGCCUAAACAGUAUUUUAAAUAGAUAAACCUAUUACUGUAAUUUGCAUUUAAAAUUAUUGUAAUUUAUUGAAAAAUUAAUAUUAAUAUAAAAAAUUAAGAUUAAUUGGAUUUUUUCUAUAAUCUGUUUUCAAAGUUUUGUCAACUGCAGAUUAUAACAACCAAAAAGACCAACUCUUUUACUUAAUUAAGAGUUGGAAAAUAUGAAAAAUGAAAUAAUCAUAAAACAUAAACAGUACAAAAAUAUUAUUACCAUACUGUAUUCAGUUAAUGAUUGUUUAUUUCUAUUUCCGUUCAAUAUCUUUUUUUGGUUUAUAAUAUGAAUUUGCUGCAGGUUUUGUAGAGCAGUUGAUUAAUACACUACUGCCAUACUGGUUUUCUGUAGUAGUAUUAUUAUUAGUUACUUAAAUUGGAUUGCCAAAUUUUGAUCAGUACUUUUCAAAGAACAGUAAUAACUCAAUGAUCAAUACACUCUGUUAUUAAUAAAAUAUAGAUAUUUAUAUUCAAUCAACUUACAAUACAAUGUAAUAAAUCUUUGUCACAACAGUAUAAAUACAGCUAUGAUAUAUGGUUCAUUAUGUAUACUCAAAUUUUUAGGAAUAGAUAAAAAAUAUGACUGUUUAACUUAAAUUAGUGAUUCACAAACUUCAUUAAAAUCUAUAUCAUCAUGUAGAACUUAAUAAAAAGAGAAUUUUUCAGAAAUUGGUUGUUCGAUAUCAAAUCUGAAUUACUAAUAUUCAUUCAUUCAUAAUAAUGAAUUUAUUUUGGAAUGAAAUUUCAAUAAAUCAAAAUAUACUAUUGUAUUAUGAUUAUUUAAUAAAGUAUGGAUUUUUUAAAGUGAUAGGAACUUGUAAAAAGUAAUUGGAAAAUAACAGAUUAAAAUAUAAUAUAUUAUAGGUAUAGAUUGUGAGAAAGAAGACUUCAGUUUAAAAAAAAAUAAAAAAUAUAUCAAGCGCUGAUUAGGAAAAACUUGUCUUCACCUAUAGAGGGCAGCACAUAGACUUCAUUAAUAAUAAUUAUAGAAUCUAUGUCCUUUUGAAAUUACAAGAAAAUGGAAAAAGCAUUUAUAAUCUUAAUUGCAAGUUAAGAUUUUGUAGUAAUUGCAUGCAUAAUUCAUGUUUGAAGAGGAAUUCUGUGACUAUGCUAAAGUAUGCUUGUAUCUUGUAUUUUAAUACUGAUUCAAGUGGCUGAAGAAUUAACAAUAAAAAUGCAUUGAUUUUUACUAAAA